Messenger RNA from Heteronotia binoei (common prickly gecko), 1133 nucleotides. RefSeq names its product U3 small nucleolar ribonucleoprotein protein IMP3-like. Gene Ontology annotation, cellular component: Mpp10 complex; small-subunit processome; small ribosomal subunit. The coding region runs from base 24 to 587 and encodes 187 amino acids. The record is from RefSeq and is a predicted model, not a curated record. NCBI's taxonomy places the organism in Eukaryota, Metazoa, Chordata, Lepidosauria, Squamata, Gekkonidae. Gene Ontology annotation, biological process: rRNA processing. Gene Ontology annotation, molecular function: rRNA binding; structural constituent of ribosome; snoRNA binding. The transcript has a single exon.
CCGGCCCCUUCCCCGGCGGCGCGAUGGUGCGCAAGCUGAAGUUCCACGAGCAGAAGCUGCUCAAGAAGCUCGACCUGGUGAACUGGGAGGCGGCCUCGGGCAACCUAGCCGAGCUGCGCGUCCUGCGCCGCUACCGCCUGGCGCGCCGGGAGGACUACACGCGCUACAACCAGCUCAGCCGGGCCGUGCGGGAGCUGGCGCGCCGCAUCCGGGACCUGGGCGAGGCGCCCGAGUCGGCGGCGUUCCGGGCGCGCUGCACGGCCGCCCUGCUGGAGAAGCUCCACGCCCUGGGCCUGGUGGCCUCCAAGCGCUCCCUGGAGCAGUGCGAGCGCGUCUCGGCCUCGUCCUUCUGCCGCCGCCGCCUGCCCUCGCUGCUCCUCAAGCUCCGCAUGGCGCAGCACAUGAAGGCCGCCGUCACCUUCGUCGAGCAAGGCCACGUGCGGGUGGGGCCCGAGGUGGUCACCGACCCGGCCUUCCUGGUCACCCGCGCCAUGGAGGACUUCGUCACUUGGACCGACUCGUCCCGCAUCCGCCAGCACGUGCUCGACUACAACCAGGAGCGGGACGACUUCGACUUGGCCUGCUAGGGACGCUCCGGAUCCGCCCCGGCUGGUUGAGCUUGGCUUGGAGCACCCCGAGCGCUGCCGGCGCCGGCCUUUUCGCCUUGGUUUGAUGCCCAUCGGCGGUCGCGUGGAGUGGAAGCGGCGCGUCUCUGCUGGAGGGAGCCGCACGCCCUGACCCCGGCAUCUUGCUGCUCUUUCCGGUGCUAAAGAAGGGCUCGUAGAUCCUAAUGCAAGGCGGGCUCCUGUUCCUUGUGGCUAGAUGGCACCACUUUCCUUACAAAACGAAGGCGUAAAGUCUGCUGUUUUAAUAUUCCAGUUUCCAGCCCUGCCUGUUACUGAGGUCCACCAGCGGGAGGCAGUGAACGAAGGUCAAGACAAAGAAAGGUUCUUAGAAAGGACAGGUUUUCCAAGAUGUCUCUGUGGUCUCCUUCGAGGAUUAACACCGCUGUGGUUUUCCCUCGCCUUGAAAUACAACUGGAUUAUGUAUAUAGUUGCAUCUCUCCUUUGAUCUUUGGUAUUUCCUUUUCAAAUAAAUCGCGGGCAGGCUAGACAGCCUGUGCAGGCAACAAA